Clonostachys solani is the source of this 1735-nucleotide messenger RNA. NCBI's taxonomy places the organism in Eukaryota, Fungi, Ascomycota, Sordariomycetes, Hypocreales, Bionectriaceae. The record is from the annotation of a GenBank genome assembly.
AUGCCCCACGUUAUCGAAGCACUCCAGCGACCGCAGCGAGACCCGGAUCAGCUCGCGCGCGAAAGAGAUCAACGCUACGACGAACCCCCGCCGCCGUAUACGGAAUCGGGCGAGACCACUCAGCCUCCAAGUCCUGGCAUUCCUGUCGUUGUGGGAGACGUGGUGCAGGAGCAGUCCCGACUACGCAGAAUUCGGCAUAAGUCGAUGCCGCUCGACCAGUUUAAAGCCCAAGCUAAGCGCGAGGAGGAGAGGCUUCGCGAUCAGCGUUUCGAGGGGCGCUGAGGCCGGAGACGUACUCUGCCAUUUGACGAAGCCACUGACGACGGAGCCAACGCAGAAAACAAUGUGCGAGCUCGCUGGGUCGAGCAGGGCAUCUGGGGAGACGGAUGGGGCCCAGCCUGGCCUCCGGGCAUCCGUCCGCGGGGGUUGGGAGAUAUGCCAGCGCCCAGCUAUGACGGGCCAUUCUAUGGCUCUUACAGCCUGGCCGCUUCGGACUUGCGACCGGGUUGUCGAUGGGGCCAUGAGCAAGGAGACACACCCUCGCCCUCGCCCUCCCCGCCGCCGCCGCGGCCUCGAACUCCCGAUGCUCUCCUCUUUGUGCCCAGGUCCAGGCCCUGAUCCCCCCACCUCCACCACGCCCUCGUGUUCAAAUCGCCUUCGUUCUACCUGACGACAGAGUCGUAGUACGUGUCGCAAAGCCUACCGUGCGCGAUCCCGAAGCGUCCCGGCCCCUACCGCAAUUCUUAUAUCAGGUCGCGCAAGAGCGCGAGUGGAUAAAAGACGAGACUGCGCAUAAGACACCAGGCAGGGCAGUCGACCUCGAUUUUUUAGCGUACCAAAGCGUCAAACAGAACUGGACCAAGGAUGGUAUCUAGAGCCCAAAAUGGAAUGGCGAACUGCCUGGCUCAUCGUGGUAUCACGAGGAACCUGAAUCAUGGGGGCCCAUAGACCGCCAGCGCCCUCUCCCUACUUGGUGGACUGAAACUUUUCAACAGCCUGCUGGUCUCACUGCCGAGGAGUCUCGACGACAAGCUCGCAGGCGUGGAGACGCCAGUGCCUCACCCGCUCUUGAUCAGAACCGUCGUCCCGUCCCUGCAUCAGCUUCACAAGACAGCAAUCAUGCCACCAGCAAUACCUCGAACGAUGUGCCUAAAGACAUACCCGACACUCCCCAUGCGGAAAGUCUACUUCGCAGACGGACCCGAAACACACUAGCUCAGCAGGCUGCAGUACCAGAAAACGCACCGCAUCGAGCACAAGGACCUCGCCGGUCGCUUCGACGCGCCACAACAACGAGGCCAGACAACCAAGACGGGCUUGGUCCCUCUUCUACCCAAGCUCGGCGUACAAGACCCAAGCGCGGUCGCGGCGACGGAACAGCCGAAACCGAACAGCCAGCACCGCCGCCGAAGCGGGCCAAGAAGAGUGGCGGGGGCAAGGGUCGCGGAAGCACAGCGAGCGAUGGCCCGACAGAAACAACAAGCGGUCAGCGGGAGAAGCUACCGGCAACUGGAAAUACCGCAGUGGAAGGAGCAAGAACAACAGAAAGCGAGAGUAUUAGAGAUUCUCAGAAGGGGGGGACCCGUCGCAGCGCGAGGAUUGCCAACCGGCAGGCUGCGGCUGCUGUCGCCAACAUGACGCAAACGGCACCAGCAAGUUCAAGGCCAAGAAGAGUCGCAAAGAAGGACAAAACUACAUCUAGCGAUACGCAGGUCGUGAUAGCGCCAAAGAGUAG